AUGGAGACUUUAAUGAUGUCUCAGCUGCCGCAGUUCGCUUGGAGGAACGUGCUACGGGGACUGUGGCGGGACCAUGUCACGCGCGCGGAUUUGCCGGGGAAAAGAAUGAGGGAAGCAAUAGGUCCCAACAUUGAAGACUGGCUGGACCGUAGGUCUGGUUUCCUAACAUUUAGAUUGACUCAGUUCCUGACCGGUCACGGGUGCUUCGGCACAUAUCUGUUUAGAAUCAAUAAAGAGGACACUCCGAUGUGUCGCUACUGCGAUACAGAAGAGGACACUCCCGAACACACGUUAGCGGUGUGUCAUUUUUGGGCAUUGGAACGCGGGGAACUCACCGCUGCUGUUGGACAAAAUCUCUCCCUUGAGAACAUCGUUGCCAAGAUCUGCACUUCUAAGGAGCGCUGGAACGCGUUCUCGAUCUUCGCUGAGCGCGUCCUUCAGCGUAAGAAAGAGGACGAACGGCAGAGGCAGCAACAAAUUGCCUUUGAUCCCGGAUAA
This is a messenger RNA of Temnothorax curvispinosus, 498 nucleotides long. RefSeq lists its product as uncharacterized. The record is from RefSeq and is a predicted model, not a curated record. Lineage: Eukaryota; Metazoa; Arthropoda; Insecta; Hymenoptera; Formicidae. The transcript has a single exon. Bases 1 to 498 code for a protein of 165 amino acids.